CAGUAGCCGCGCUCGUAAGAGAGUAAGAAGCAAUCUUGAUACCUCUUAUCUAUCCCGAGAUAUCCUCAAUCCUUCUUUACUUCUUCAGUUCAGAGAUUUGAUCUUUCCAUCUUCAGAGCAAGACGAAAAAAUUUCCUUUUUUUCUCCUGUUCCUCGUUGCUGAGUGAUUCUCGAAAAAAUCAUGGCGAUCUCCUCAAAUUCAAACAGAUCGCCGUCUCCUAAUUCAAGCAGAACGAACCCUAAUUCAAGAACCCAAGAAAGUAUUUGCAUUAGAAAGAGUUUCAGUGGUGAUCCCUUCACCAGACCUUCUAUCGUAUCAUACCCCAGAGGUUUCAAUCCAGUCACCCCAACCAACAGCCCUGCAGAUUUCUCACAAAGGAACACAGGACACAGAGAAGGGUUAGCAUCCCUGCGAAUUUCCGACGAGCAAAAAGAGAAUGAAAAAGACCAGAAUCUGAAGCCAGCGAAAGUAAGAUCAUCAGCUCUUUCAACGGGAACGAAGAGUUUCAUGGCUCCUACGAUUUCUGCUGCUUCAAAAAUCAAUCCAUCACCGAGAAAGAAAGUGUUAACGGAGAGGAAUGAAGCUGUCAGAACUUCAUUUUCUGCUGGAAAAUCUCCCUUCAUGGCUAUUAAUCCCUCUGACGUAACCGAAGAAGUCAGUUCGAAGUCAGAAACGAUUUUCGAUUCUAAGGCUUCCACAGAAGGGCCCAAAAACUCAUAUGCGACUUUGGUCUCUCCUCCUCCUGACGUUUUGAAGAGCUCUGCAAACCCUAAAGGCGAUUGGUCUUCAAUCGCAGGUGCCCUUGUCAAUUCUGAGGUACCCACAGAAACCCCUGACCUCUUAUUACUUUCUCCAGAACCUAGAACUGCGGACUCCAGAUGCAAUAACGCAGAUCUGGGGUCUGAGGUUAAGGGUUCUCUGGGUUCUCUUUCACCAUCCCCUGUUUUAGCUCCUUUGGAAGUUGAUCCAUCUCUUCCUCCUUACGACCCAAAAACUAACUACCUCUUCCCACGGCCACUGUUCCUUCAUUACAAGCCUAAUCCAAGAAUUGACGUUUACCUCAACAAAGAACGAGGGUUUGAUACCGGAGAGGGAAAGCAACUUUUAGAACAAUUCUCCUCGGAGAGUAGUUCGGAAACUGAAAACACUGAAGAAUCCCAAUCUCUUAGCCCUCAGGCCUCUGAAAUUAUAUCUGAAGAAGAGAAUGAGAACCGUUUUUCUGAGCCUGAACUGAACACUAGUCAAAACCAUAACGACGUUUUCCGGGUUACUAAGACUCGAAAGUUACAUUUCUUGGCGAGAUCCAAAUCCAUCCCUCUACUUUUGAUUCUUGUGGUUGCAUGCUUAUGCUUUCCAGUAAUUGAUACUCCCAUGAACUACCCCUCCCUGUUUAAAACUCAGACCUUCUCUAGAUUUGACUCCUCUGCAAAAAUCACUGAACUUCCAAAAACAAAGCUUGUUGUGUUAUCCUAUGAUGUAAUGCUUUGGUCAAUCAACUCCGUAUCAUAUCUUUCCAAGCUGAUUUCCAUUCCAAACCAAGUGGAACAAAUUGGUCCUCUGGAAUUCGUUAAUUCCACUUCUCUGCAUGAGGAAUAUUUGGCUGACCUGUGCCGAACAGUAGAUUAUGAUGACAAUCAAACAGAAAAAAGGCAAGAUGUUGAAACAAUGGAGAACGUGGAAGAAGAGAUUGCAGAGAAACAAACUAAUGUGGAGUUUGGAGAACAACCACAGCUACUUGUACAGGCUUCAGAUAUAAAACCUGAAAAUUCAGAAACACCACCCAACGCUGAGGUUGCAGAGAAAUGUAGCAACACAGAGAUUGAAGAACAAUCACCUCUACUUCCACAGGUUCUGGAUGUGGAAUCUGAAAUUUCAGAAGCGGACUCUCAGGGUGAAAAUGAUAAUGAUUUAUUUACCAACAUUGAGCCGACUAAUGCAGAACCCAUGGCCAAAAGUUCGGGUUCAGAUUAUUUGCAUGGAAGUUCUCAUGGGCUAGAACCACCAGAGUCUUCACUUCAAGGAUCAACUUUCAGGUUUCCAGAACAAAAUGUGCUGGGAAUUUCUUUGAUUGUUCUGGCACUGUUGGUAGCAGCUCUUCUCUAUCUCAAACAAAACAAGGCUUCUGAUCCUAAGGUGGUUGUACCGGUAGAGCAAGUGGCGAAGAAGAAGUCCAGCUUGUGCUCAGUAUCAGGUAGCAGUGACCAUUUAAAUCAUGAGACAACAUCCUUAAGGAUUUGGCCAGCAGAGGUUGAGAAAGUGGGUGAGUCAUGUCCAUCGGAGGUAAGUAGCUCCUUACAGGGGAGUUUAAACUGUGGGAAGAAGACUUCAGAUAGAGCUAAUGAAGUACAGAGCCAUGAAAGAAAGCAGAGGAAGAGUGCCAAAAGGGAGUCCUUGGCCUCUUCAUCAGAGUUCUCUGCUGGAUCUCCUUCUUAUGGAAGCUUUACUACAUAUGAGAAAUUCCAGAGCAAACAUGUAUCUGGAGAUGAAGGAACAGUGACACCAGUCAGGCGUUCAAGCAGGAUCAGGAAUCAGAUCACUUCCCCAUGAAGAUUAUUUCUACAUUUAUCCUUGUCUAGUUUGAGGUUUCUCUGUCCCACAACGUCUCAUUUGUGUUAUUUUGGUGCAUUUGGAUGUAAUGUGAAACAAUCUAUUAAGAAAAUAUAUGAGAACAGCAUUCUGCUGUUUUUCAUGGUUUCCAUUCA
Molecule: messenger RNA, 2703 nt
Organism: Telopea speciosissima
Lineage: Eukaryota; Viridiplantae; Streptophyta; Magnoliopsida; Proteales; Proteaceae
Exons: 3
Coding region: 182-2548 (788 amino acids)
Source: RefSeq, a predicted model, not a curated record